GAGCUCGCUGUUUGCGGCGUUUAAACGCCUUCAACUUGAUCUCGUCCAGUGCAGUCUCAAUAUAACUUGCGCGACAUUCUAACUUACUUUGAAGCGUUUAGCGAAGUAGCUCCAGAGAUCGGAAGAUCGCUGCACAUUCAAAGCAAAAGUAAUGGUCUUAUAGAGCGGGACAGAACUAUAAAGAUUACAAGUGCUUGGAGUCAUCAAACUGUGAUAUACUAUUGUGAAAAUUCUUGCUGAUUGAUGGGCGUAUAUUCUACAUAAGUAGUUCAUAUUAAUCGACAUAAAACACUUUGAAGACAAUGGCGUUAAUUAAUAAACGUCUGCUGCCCAUUAAGGCGCAUUUUUUCUUCUUUAUGGCGGCAAUGGGACCCAUACUGCCGCAACUUGCAGUGAUAGGCAAGCAGAUUGGUAUUCCACCAGACAUUAUGGGCUAUAUAACAGCUGUUUUACCUGUGAUGUAUGUGUUAGCCAAGCCACUUGUUGGCUUUCUGGCUGACUAUUUUAUGAACCUACGCAAGUUAAUUUUUAUGACAUUAAUUGUGAUUAUGACAUUGGCCUAUGGCGGCUUCUAUUUUCUGCCCAGUGCUCCGCAUGCCAUUGAACUGGGCGAUAGCAGCGAGACUUGGGAAAUUACAUUUUUAGAGGAGCCUAUACACUGUCCGCCGGAGCUGUAUGCAUCACCAGACUAUUGCCAGGCAACCCAUCAGGCCGAGUGCAAUCAGGAGAACUUUAUAUUCAAGACUUUAAUUCUGGCGCCGCAGAUGAUAGCUGAUCUGAACUUAAGCCCCAAUCUGCAGCGUGCCAAUGGCAGCUAUUAUAUAUGCCUCACCGAGCUGAGCUCGCCAAGUUAUUGGAGCAACGAUUCCGCCACGUGUCAGCUGCAACCGAUCGGUAGUUGUAUCUUUGGCAGUGCCAAAUUUUGGAUAUAUGUCAGCAUGCUUUUCAUUGGCACCAUUGGAUUUAAUGUGACCAAUUCCAUAUCGGAUGCCUGCUGCUUUGAUAUGCUCGGCGAGGCUGAGCAGAGCAAGUAUGGUGCUCAGCGUGUUUGGGGCACAAUUGGAUUUGGAGUGACAGCUUUGCUAGCUGGCAUUGUUGUCAAUCUCUGGACAACGGACACAGUUAAAAGUUUUACGCCUGCCUUGAUUAUAAUGGGUAUAUUCAGUGUGUUCGAUUUGUUCAGUGUGUCCAAGCUAAAGCUGCCCAAGCUGGGUGGCUCCGAGUCCAUUUGGACGGAUGUAUGGCAACUGGUGCGUCAGCCACCGAUUGUAUCAUUCCUUCUAUUUGCCACAAUGGCAGGCAUCUUUGAUUCCUUCAUCAUAUACUUUAUGUUCUGGCAUGUGGAGCAGGUCGCUGAGGAGACGGGCUAUAUGGAUCAGAUAAAGCUGAUCGAAGGACUCGUUGUGGCCGCCGAGUGUCUGGCUGGAGAAGUGCCCUUCUUCUUCUACAGUGGCAAGAUCAUUAAGAAGCUUGGCUAUGUCCAUUGCAUGACCAUGUGCUUCUUCUUUUAUGCUGUGCGCCUGUCACUCAUUUCAUGGAUCCCGAAUCCCUGGUAUCUGGUUGGCGUGGAGCUCUUCUUUCAGGGCAUCACAUAUGCCCUUUGCUACACCUGCAUUGUGGCGUACGCAUCGGCAGUUGCUCCACCCGGCACCUCUGCCACCGUUCAGGGACUCAUGGCUGGCAUGGAUGAUGGAUUGGGUUUCUCGAUUGGUUCAUUGAUUGGUGGCAUUAUGUUCAAGCGAUUGGGUGGUCGCGAGAGUUUCAAAUAUAUUGCCAUUGCAGCCAUGUGCACUUGUGUAGGCCACAUUGUGCUGCGUCCGUUGUCCAGGAAGCAACAGUAUUUGCCCAAGAGCGGCUAUCAGGCACCAAAAGAGCAGGCACACGAUGAGCUGAUGCCAGUGCAGGAGUUGCCAAAAGUAUAUUAGUUGUAAGUCACCAUUGCGAAAUGGAUUUCUUACUCCCUCAAUUUCAUAUAGUUCAUACACAUGUGUAUAUAUUCUUGAUCAGCAUUAAAUUAGCCAUACCUACAUAUAUGUAAAAAAUUAAAUAUUAUCAGUCUCACGAGAAAUUCGGGAUGAAAAAUGGGAGUAAAUAAUAAUUUACGACUGUUUACGGUAGUAAACAAUAUCUUAAUCUUUUGUAUUCUUUUACGUAUAUGUAUAUAUUUGCAUACAUAUUUGCAUUAAAUAAAAACUUGUUUCCAAGUUGAAUG
This is a messenger RNA of Drosophila grimshawi, 2212 nucleotides long. Its product is annotated as major facilitator superfamily domain-containing protein 6. Gene Ontology annotation, cellular component: membrane. Lineage: Eukaryota; Metazoa; Arthropoda; Insecta; Diptera; Drosophilidae. Bases 303 to 1925 code for a protein of 540 amino acids. The transcript has 4 exons. The record is from RefSeq and is a predicted model, not a curated record.